Molecule: messenger RNA, 2263 nt
Organism: Gambusia affinis (western mosquitofish)
Lineage: Eukaryota; Metazoa; Chordata; Actinopteri; Cyprinodontiformes; Poeciliidae
Exons: 9
Coding region: 677-2263 (528 amino acids)
Source: RefSeq, a predicted model, not a curated record
AAAAAGUAGAGAGUUAAAAUUUCAGGGUUAGACGUGUCAGAGUUAAUUUUAACUCAUUAAGUGUUUUUUUAACAUUUAGCGAUUUAAAUGAUGCCCAGUGUUGGAGUUAUUUCGCAGAGUUGAUUGCGUUGGUGUUGAAUCAACUCUGCUGGGAGGAAAAUAAGCUCCUCCCCUCCGCUUCACAGUCUUCGUUUGAUUUCAAUCUGAACACGGCUCCAUUUUGUUCAUCUCCUGUUCUACACGGUAAGUGUCCAAUUUACUAAAUUUUUUGUCCAGCACUAUUACAUUGACAGAGUGAGUGAUUUGACUUUUUCUUCUAAUUACCACAUAAUUGAAAGGCAGCUGAAUAUGUCCAUUUUGCAACAAUUUUACACAAUGUGUUAGCAAUUAGCCCACGUGCUAGCUAGUAGCACUUACAUCUGAUAUUAUCAUGGUAAUUCUUACAAAACAUAUUUUGUCGGACCAUAUACUCGUGAAAAAUAUACUUCUAUUUUGUUUUGCCGUUUAAACUGAUAAUUUUGGCCUUGUGAAUGUAAGAGGUAACGACUAUUAGCUUCCGUGGAACAUCAACGAGCCGAAGUCACGCACCAUAAAUAGCAGAGGAAGUUACUGUGAGGUGAACGUUUGACCUAUACCUUAUUUUGCUUUGUCUAGGUUUAUCCCAUGCUUAAAUAAAAUGCUGAUCCAUGUAAAGUAUGGUGACCUGCAAAAGUAUGUGAAGUUGGAGGAGGUCGAAGGGCUGUUUGACUUUAAUCAGUUUCAUGAGAAAGUCAUUGAACGAUUUUGCCUGCCACCUGAUGGCAAAGUUACAUACAAAGAUGCAACAGAUACUGAAGUUGACGAAGAAAUAUUCAGUGACCUCCUUAGACAAGGCAACGUGGUACUGACAGUUUUCUGCUAUGAUGAGUUCUCAGAAUGGUCAUCUGCUUCUGAGUCUGACUCGAGCUUCAACUCAAAUGCAUCAACAUCAACCAUACUAUUGGAUGAGAUACCACACAAGAAGCAAAAAACUGAGAAUCCUAAUAACUCAGUGUCUGCUACGAAUCUGGUUGAAGGUGUCCUACAAAGCAAGUCUGGUGGUGAAGAAAUUCUGCAGGAGUAUGAAACUACAGAAACCUUAACUGAUGCCACAAGAAGACAAAUGGUGAACAUACUGGUGGCUGACAUGAUUGAUAAACAUGGGCACCUCCCCACUAAAGCAAUCAGAGAGAAGUAUGCCUUUGGAAUAGUGACACUCUUCCCAUCCCUCAAGGAUCCAUACACCAAAAAAGGCUAUGAGCACUUUUAUGACGCAGCAAGCAGCACUGGAUACAUUUCAUGGCGUCUUAAAACGGUCCUAAGGAAGAUUCGAAGAGGAUCUCUUGUGCCACUAAGCAGCACCAAUUACAUUUCAUCUGGAGGCCCAAAUAUACAGAGAACUGUGAUUGUUGAAAAACAACUUGAUGGGAAUGCCUGCCAGGAGGCCAUAUCUCUGCUUAACCACACCACAGACAGGUCUGUGAUCUUUCAGAAGAUGAGAGAGACUUUUGAGUACCGUCACAAGCUUAUUAAAGAUGCCAGUGGAAGAAAUGAUAUUCUGACAACGUUCAAGAGGUUCCUGGACACAAAAGGAUUGAUUGAUCAAGACUUCAGUCUUCUGUUCAGUGAAGAAACCUCAUCCAGAAUGCUGCAGAAGUGGGAUGUGAUCUUCAAACCAAAUGUCAUCAAGGAGGCUAAGCGUUUAACUUCUACACCUGAGUUGAGAAGUUUGGUGCAGUCAGCGGAAAGUCUUCAAAGCGAUGACGUCACUAACACAUCUAGCUAUGACCCAGAAAUGGCCUCGCUGUUGCUUCUCUUACAUCUCCUUCCACCGCAACCAGGAGGACAGAAGUCUCCAAAAAUCAGUGCAAGUGAUGCAGUUGAGAGACUUGUUGUCUUUCAUAAGUCAUGCUGCAGUUUAGAGGAGCAUCUCCGGGGUCAAUGGGGUCUGCAGCCAUACCUCCUUGCUGUUGGGCGUCAGAAAAGCAAGAUUGACAGCUUCUACAUCGUCAUGGAUAAGUGCCUCAUCCCAUGCCAGACAAAUGGUUCUCUUGGAGCAUUUGAUGAGCUAUUCAAAGCACAUUUUGUGUUUAAUGUCUCUUAUGAUGCUGCAUUGAUGAAUUUCUACACAUUUCUGCAGACAACAGUGUAUAACAUUGACGUGGGCAAAAUUAAAGAAUCGCCCAGAGUUAGGGACAUGAGAGCAAGGCUGCUAAACCAGUCCCUGGUGCUCUCUUGUGAGUAA